This is a messenger RNA of Symsagittifera roscoffensis, 714 nucleotides long. RefSeq lists its product as uncharacterized. Bases 135 to 572 code for a protein of 145 amino acids. The record is from RefSeq and is a predicted model, not a curated record. Lineage: Eukaryota; Metazoa; Xenacoelomorpha; Acoela; Convolutidae. The transcript has 3 exons.
UGAAAUGAUGAAGGACUUGUGUAGUUACCACUAUGAUUUUCGACUUUCAGAUUCGCUUUAAUUUUUUUAAACAGGGAUAUCAAAUCUUGUUUUGUAAACACAAUUUUAGAUUGUGAUAGGAUAAACAGGCGGACAUGACCAACGUUCUUAUCAACCAGCAGAGACCGACAAAAGUAGGAGAUGCAUUCUACGAUGUGCUCACUGGGUAUGGUGUUGAUGAUCCGACGUGCACGCUAAACAGUGUCUGCUACAUGUACAAGCGUGACUACGAGUGGUGUUCGGAGGGCCAGGCGGCCAAAGUGGGCAUGGCCAAGUGUAGGGAGGAGUUCGCAGACUGGAUGGAGUGCCAGAACAGAUUCAAAUUGAAGCAACGAUCUAACGAGUUAUUGAAAAAGAGGGACGAGAUGGUGAGGAAAGGGUGGGUGCCCCCUCACGGAAACAGACAGUUCAACCUCAUGCACGACUCAUUCAACAAACGGGGUUUAGCUAUGGAGGGUCCCAGAUUCGAGGAACUAGACAAGAGAAAGUAUCUCGAACAACUGGCUCAGGGAAAAUUCCCCAACCACAAAUAAAACGGACCGACAAAAAACCUAUUUAGACACAAUUUUGAGAGGCACUUAACGCAUUAUUUGAAACAUUGAAUUUGCUGAUGUAUUUUUUUAAAUAUAAAACUAAGUGUGUUGAUCACUUGGGAAUUAAAUUUUGUAUUCCGAA